AUGGCCUUUGAGUGCAUUGCGUGUGCCGAGGAACAUGACAGUACACCAAUCACCUUGGCAAAUCAUCCAGUGUGCUCGGACUGUUUCAAGGGAAGCAUCGUCCCCAUGUUUCACGAUGCUCUCAACAACGAGACCAAGCGACCGGUCAAAGUGGACGGAGUCCCUUUGAAUCCUCACGACUAUGCCGCUUUCUUCGACGAAGAAUUUCUGAAAAACUGGGAUGCCAAGAAGACCGAGUUCAACACGCCUGUUCAACAUCGCCUCUACUGUCGAGGAAGUAUCGACUUCUUCGAUACCGCUUGCGGUGCCUUCCUAGGCACAAAGACCGAGCGUGAAGGAAUGAUUGUCUGCACGAGAUGUAGAGGCUCUACAUGCACCAAGUGUGGCGAGCCGCUAACAUUCAUGGAGAAGAAUUACGGGUUACAUAGCUGCAGAACACAGACAGAAGAAGCAGAGAACCCAUUCGCGGGAAUGAAGCGUGGCGAAGACUAUCAAAUCUGUCCUCAGGAGAGCUGUCAGGUCAAAGUGGGCUUGGCGGCUGGUUGCAAUCAUAUGCGAUGUCCGUUUUGCGGCACUCAGAUGUGCUUCAUCUGUGGAUCCGAAGCUACAGAGCGAUCAGGUCACUGGGACGUCGGUAAUCCAUGUCCCCGUUUCGGCAAGAAGGGCAACGCUCGCGCCAUCCACGAUCCGCUACCGCGGCGUGCGGGAAUUCUCAACCGGCUCCUACAUUGGCGGCCUCGGCGACGUGGACUGAACCGACAGGGAGAAGCUACAGACGACUUGCCUCUAGGAGAUCCGGCGGUCGUAGCUGCUCAGAUCCAAGACCAAGAACGAAUCCUCGCCACACCCGAAGGCCGCCUCUUCACUUCCGACCACGCGCGCCUAGAUCGUCUACAUACUCGCAUCACGUUCAUCGAAGACACCACUCCAAGUCGUAAUCGUACAACACAAGCGUGGAACCAGACCCGUGAUGCUCACAAUCUACUGCACCACCUGGAAAUUGCGAUCGAGGUCUACAUCACAGACCUACGACGGGGAACGGCGCCUCGACGGCCGCUCCGCGAAAGCGCCGUGCAUCGGCAUAUCAACCAUCGGAUCACGGCAUAUGUAGAACGGCUUGGUAACGCAAUCGGCCGGUUCCCAGAGUUGCAGGGAGUUCUUACUUCUUACAACGAGGCGUGGGCUGGGAGGAUGGAGCAGCUUUGGGCUGGUCGUGACGAUUUGGGGGACGAGCGAUUGGAUGAUGAGGUCGAUUGA
Messenger RNA from Lecanosticta acicola, 1257 nucleotides. The record is from the annotation of a GenBank genome assembly. NCBI's taxonomy places the organism in Eukaryota, Fungi, Ascomycota, Dothideomycetes, Mycosphaerellales, Mycosphaerellaceae.